This is a messenger RNA of Lolium perenne, 2014 nucleotides long. RefSeq lists its product as uncharacterized. The record is from RefSeq and is a predicted model, not a curated record. NCBI's taxonomy places the organism in Eukaryota, Viridiplantae, Streptophyta, Magnoliopsida, Poales, Poaceae.
UAGUAGUACAGUAGCAUCUUCUUCAGUAAAAGACGAGGAAUAAUUAGCGGGCACCAUUGGAUUCAACGAGUAGCAAUUUUGUUCCAGGCUGGAGCAAUCCGUGCGGGGCGGAUCCCGAAUCCGCAACCUGCGGUUGGAGUCUCUGCUACCUCCUGCCCCCGUGGGAAGCAUACUUGUCCACCUUUGUGAUGCAUUGAGCAAGAGCUAGGAAUUCUGUUGUAAUGGCCGAGUGCUCUUUGGCAACACUGAGAGGCCAGUAUCGAGGGGGAUGGAGCCGGUCCAGCGGUAAACUCUCCCCAAAAAACAUAUCAAUAAGGAUAUCUAAGAGGAACUGCAUUCACAACAUUCACCUUCCUCGUCUGCCAAAAUUCAAUUCAGCGGAAGAACGGAAAAGUGGCGCAUUUACCUCUUUUAAUUUUCACGGACAGAGUUACAAGCUGAGGACUGAAGUUAGAUGUUAUUUCUUUCAGUCGCUGAUGGGUUCGGAGAGUUUGAUCUCGCCGAACCUCAUGUUGCUUUCCGAUGAAGCGCUUCUUACUAUCAGCAUUAUUUUCGCCUAUUUGGCUGGAGUCACACCCUCUCGACCGACAGCUCCCCGCACCACAAGUCCCAGUGCUAACCAACCUCUUGCAGAACCAAUCUCCUCUGAUUCUGGUAGGAAUGUAGAACAGUUGCUUGACAAGACUACGGGGUUCGACCCCAACGAUACAUGGAGUGAAGUGAGAGCUAAACUUUCUGAAGCCUUAGAAGCAAAUGGUCAAGAUGCCAGUUUUGAUAGAAGAGAGGAUGGGCUCAGGAAUGAUAGGAAAAACUAUCCUUUGAGUAUGCUUGCAAUUCAUGGUGGUCCCAGGUUGCGGCUUCUUCUGAUCACAUUUCAACUUCUCGAAAUGGAGGCAAGAAAUAUAUCUGGAAGUUUUGAACUCUUAGAUGGGAUCAGGUGGUCGGAAGUGUCAAUUUGUUUAAUAGAUAGCUUGAUUGAACCAGCAUUUAUGAAAUGGAUUGAAGAUGAGCAAGCCUUGGAAAAGGGCAAGAUCGAUAAGGAGCUUAUGAUGGUGAUUAGUAGAAAAAUAAAGGAGGAUGAUGGGAUCUUAAAGAGAUUCACCAGAUUAGGGAAAGCUGAGCUCUAUUUGGAUCUUCUCUUUUUCAUAAGAUUCGGUUCUGCAAGGUCUGACAGCUACUUUGAUGCUAAAUUUUUGGCUCAAAAUGGAGCCAGAAUUUUGGAGGACCUGGUUAUUUUCUUAGCUGAUGUGAUUGCUAGUAUUUAUCUAGAGAUUAUGUCAGUUGAUGGCGACAUGCCUACUGAGGUUGUUGGCUCCAGCUUAGCUCUAUGCUCUCUAUCAACAAGACAACUUCAAAAGCAGCGUAACGAGGUGGCAAUUAAUGGGUGGCUGCACCAGUAUUUCGAGUCGGUUGUUUCAAUGUACGAGGACAGGUUUGAGUUAUAUGUUCUAAGCAGAAGAACAUGUGAUAACCCAGUGGAUAAUCAGUCGGAGCGAACUAAUUGGUUCAGGCUUGCAUUUCAAAAGCCUUCCGCAUCUAAUCCCAUGGAUUAUGUGUGCAUAAGCCCAUUUUCUCUUCCAGUGAGAAGGACGAAGGAGCUAAGAGCUUUGACUGGAUGGAGGUAUUACUACAGCCUGGUCUUGGAGUUAUCAGAUAUCGCAAUGCCUUUUGCAAGGGUGGUGGUCGCUAGGGUCAGCGCCGCUGUGUCCUACUUCUGGGUGUCCAUGAUUGGGAGAUCUCUGGGACUGAUUUUCUCUGGGAUAAGACAAUCGCUCGGCUGGAGAUGAGAUAGUGCUUCUUCAGUUUUCAUUCUGACUCCUCCAAGCUCUCUAUUCAGUUUUUUCAACUGUUAGGCUGUGCAUUCAAUCAACCUCUCAAAGAUGACCGUUGUCUUGCGUUUUUGUUGUAGAGUUUCAUUUGGGGUCAUGUGUAAGGAGAGUAUUCCAUUUGUUAUCAUCAUAACCUUGUCAGCUCAAAUACCAGUGUUGCUCAUUUUAAGGAGGAAUAUUCUCGA